This is a messenger RNA of Mollisia scopiformis, 830 nucleotides long. RefSeq names its product kinase-like protein. Gene Ontology annotation, biological process: protein phosphorylation. Lineage: Eukaryota; Fungi; Ascomycota; Leotiomycetes; Helotiales; Mollisiaceae. The transcript has a single exon. Gene Ontology annotation, molecular function: protein tyrosine kinase activity; ATP binding. The record is from RefSeq and is a predicted model, not a curated record. The coding region runs from base 24 to 830 and encodes 268 amino acids.
CACCUUGUCUAUGCCUCCUAAACAUGGCUGAUGUCUCACAAUCAGAAUUCGAGGGUUUAACUUCGCGGAAGCUUCAAAUUGCAGAGGAUGUCCAAUAUUAUCUGGACAAGCACAAUUUCAUUGGAGUUGGCGUUUUCACCCAUGUUCACCAUGUUGAUGGAGGAAGAGUUCGCAAAGUUCCUGCUCCAGAUUCCGAUGAUCUGGACCUCGCUAUGAAAUCAAUUCAAAGAGAAGGCAAAAUUUAUCUCUACCUUGGCGAUCAUCCAAGAGUUAUCAAGUGCCUUGCGAAAGGGGAUUUCUUUGUAGAUCUUGAGUACGCACUACAUAGAGACAUCGAAAGCUGUUUAAGGAGCCACCACGAUACAUCCGACGAAUGCCGUAUUCGAUUAGCACAAGGGGUUAUAGAAGCAGUCGUGUUCAUUCAUAGCAAAAGCAUAAUCCAUUCCGACCUUGCCGCCCGCCAAUUUCUCCUCGACAGCGAGCUUCAUGUGAAAAUCAGCGAUUUUGGAUUCUCUAGCUUCAGCGACGGCGAUGUCCUCGGGUUCGAGAACUCAUCACAUCAACUACCUCGCGAGCUUGACAGCGAUAAGCCAAGCACAGUUCAAUCUGAUUUGUUUGCACUUGGUUCGACACUCUACGAGAUCAUGACCGGGGGGCGACCAUAUGAAGGCAUACCGGACGAUACUAUUACUGAGCUUUACAUCAGAGGAAGUUUUCCUGAUGUGACGAGCAUAUUGUGCGGGGAUGUCAUUACAAGCUGCUGGCAAGGGUGCUUCAGGAAUGCAGAAGAAGUUCUAGAACGAUUUUUGCAUUAUAUAAUGGAAAUGUAA